AUGUUCUCUUCCAAGAUCUCCCUCGUUCACAACAUGCUGCUUGUCGUAGCAUCGCUUGCUGCUUUCGGUUUGGCGCAAGCCUCCGGUACUGGGGAAGCUACGGUCUUCGAACCCGAACUCGGUGUAUGUGGACACAUCAACAAUGCACAAGACUUUGUUGUUAGAGUCUCGGCGGAUGUGUUCGAUACAUUCCCAGGUGCCACUGCCAACCCAAAGGACAACCCUAUCUGCAACAAGCAACUAGACGCGACCUCCGAGGGAAAAUCGGUUACGGUUACUAUUACUGACCGAUGCGAGGGAUGUCCGCCGACAGGUAUUGACCUUUCCCCGGUGGCCUUCAACGAGCUCUCCGAGCCAUCCGUUGGGAAACUGUCCGGUGUCGCGUGGACUAUCUUUUGA
Molecule: messenger RNA, 399 nt
Organism: Somion occarium
Lineage: Eukaryota; Fungi; Basidiomycota; Agaricomycetes; Polyporales; Cerrenaceae
Source: the annotation of a GenBank genome assembly